This is a messenger RNA of Talaromyces rugulosus, 2241 nucleotides long. RefSeq lists its product as uncharacterized. Gene Ontology annotation, cellular component: 90S preribosome. The record is from RefSeq and is a predicted model, not a curated record. Bases 1 to 2241 code for a protein of 746 amino acids. Lineage: Eukaryota; Fungi; Ascomycota; Eurotiomycetes; Eurotiales; Trichocomaceae. Gene Ontology annotation, biological process: maturation of SSU-rRNA. Gene Ontology annotation, molecular function: RNA helicase activity; nucleic acid binding; ATP binding. The transcript has a single exon.
AUGGACGCCUUCAAGCUGUUGACUCGUUCAACCAAGCUGAAAACGACGGCUGCAUCCAACCGUCUACCUUCUGCAGGGAAGGCGGCAAACCCGCAGCUUUUUCGAUCUGCACAGGAAGACCAUGACUCAAGAAAACGGAAAAGGGAUGAGGAUUAUGAGGAUGUAGGCCAGGAGUCCGAUAAUGACUUUGAUGCCACGCAGCUCGCACUCUUCGGUACCAAACCUACUGCAUCCGCCAAAGAUACAUCAUCAAAAGAGUCAAAAAAGUCGAAGAAAGCGAAAAGUAAGCAACGUUCUAGCACUGAGAUUGCUGGAGAUGAGUCGAACUCGGAUCGAGAAGAGCCAGUUACUGAGAUGGAAGAGUCGGAGCGGCGUUCAAUCAUGAAAACGCACAAGAUUAAGAUCUCUGACCUCCGAGACUUGGAGGAGAUCCAAGCUGGCAAAACAGGCGAGGACUCUGACAAGAAAAAGCAAAAAAAGAAGAAGAAAAGGAAAGAACCAGUUCUCAGCAAGAAGAAGCAAAAAGAGGCUCGGCGACUUUAUCCCGAGCCGUUGACUUCAUUUCAAGACUUGCACAAAAAAUACCGCAUCUCAAAGCGCCUGGCCGCGAAUAUUACCGAACAAGGUUUCUCUAUGCCAACUGAAGUGCAGAUGGGAAGCUUGCCUCUGCUAUUAGGAAACUCUUCGGCCUCAAAGGAGUCAUCAACUCCGAAGCAAGAUGUAGAUUUGCUCGUGGUGGCUCCGACAGGAAGUGGGAAAACACUUGCAUUUUUGAUUCCAUUGAUCAAUGACACUGUCCAGUACCAUCAUGACCAUCCGGGCCAGCGUGAGAUUCACUCCGUGGUUGUGGCACCUACGAAAGAGCUUGUGGGUCAGAUUGUCAAUGAAGGACGGAAACUGGCCGUUGGAACGGGAGUGAAGAUCACCGCAAUGAAGAAGGGUAUGCGGGUUGUGGACAGCAUCGGUGGUGAUGACGAGGAGGAGGACUUGCCUGACGAAGAAAAUUCAUCCAAUUCUGGGUCCGAAUCUGAAAGUGUUGACGAGAAAGAUGCGGCUUCAAAAUCGAAAGAUAAAACAGCCAAUACGACUGUAACGAAAAGUGAUAUUCUUGUCACAACUCCCCUUGCUCUCGUCAAUGCACUAUCUGGAAAAAAGAAAAAAGGUGUUUCGCCAAUGCCUUCAGUACAGCGUCUUGUUCUCGACGAGGCAGAUGUUCUGUUGGAUCCCUUGUUCCGCGAACAAACCUCAGGUGUCUGGAAUGCCUGCACCAACCCGCAACUUCGCAUAUCACUUUGGUCCGCUACAAUGGGUUCUAAUAUUGAAGAGCUUACCAAGACGACUAUCAAAGAGCGCCACGAGUCUCUGGCUGUUGAUGCUGUGUCGACAACACCUCUUCUUAGAGUCGUGAUAGGGCUCAAAGAUUCGGCUGUUCCGAACAUCAAACACAAACUUGUGUACGCCGCCACUGAGCAAGGAAAAUUACUUGGGUUGCGACAAUUGCUCCGACCCACCGCAGCGAUCGCUCCCAACGAAGCCCGGUUACGACCACCGUUUCUGGUUUUCACGCAGACAAUCCCGCGAGCGGUUGCAUUACAUUCGGAGUUGCUCUAUGACAUCCCUCCCGAAGCUGGCGGCUCGUCUCGUAUUGCCGUGCUUCACUCAGACUUAUCUGAAACACGUCGGUCUGAUAUUAUGAAAGGCUUCCGCAAAGGCGAGAUCUGGAUCAUCAUCACGACGGAUCUGUUGGCACGUGGUGUUGAUUUCCGUGGAAUCAACGGUGUUGUGAACUACGAUAUUCCUACUUCUAGCGCGGCAUACGUUCAUCGUGUUGGGCGAACUGGCAGAGCCGGUCGUGAAGGCGGUGUUGCGGUGACUUUCUAUACGAAAGAAGACAUACCCUAUGUGAAAAGCAUCGCCAAUCUCAUCCACACAAGUGAAAAAUUACAAGGCGGCACCGAUGAAAAAUCCGUCCAAAAAUGGCUCCUAGAUGCUCUUCCAGACCUGAGCAAGAAAGAUAAGCAAGAAUUGAAGAGACACGGAGUCAAGGCUCGAGCAGCAUCCGCCAAAUUGAGAUCUGAUGGCAAGGAAGUACGAAAGUCACGAAUUAGCACAAAGAGUGGCUAUGAUCGGAAAAUGGAGAACAAAAAGAAAAGCACUAUAUCUGCGAGCCUUAAGAGGUCACAGGUACCUGCGACUGCUGCACCGGAGAAUGGUGGCGACUGGGAGGGGAUUGAGGAGUAG